This is a messenger RNA of Drosophila busckii, 2325 nucleotides long. RefSeq lists its product as uncharacterized. Gene Ontology annotation, biological process: lipid metabolic process. NCBI's taxonomy places the organism in Eukaryota, Metazoa, Arthropoda, Insecta, Diptera, Drosophilidae. The transcript has 6 exons. Gene Ontology annotation, molecular function: oxidoreductase activity, acting on the CH-CH group of donors. Gene Ontology annotation, cellular component: membrane. The record is from RefSeq and is a predicted model, not a curated record.
UAAUAACUACGUUUAUGUUAAGCGCGUGCUAAAAUCUAAAUGGAGCAACAGAACAAAUAAAAAUAUAGCUAUUGCAAUAAUAUAAAUUUUAAUGAGCUGUGGAUAAUUUACGAGCUUAACGGAAACGGAAUUUUAUUGCUGCACCUAAUAACGUGCCCAAGACGCUGAAGACUUUUGGCCAGCUGCCAAAUGAAAAAUGUAUUGCUAAAGCCCCAGACAUGUGUUUUAAGGACCAAAACACGCGCUCACACAACGAUGUUAGGCGCACAUGCUACUUUGCAAUAUUAAAUUGAGAGUGACACCUGUUGCCAAAGCAAAAACUGCAAGUGCGCAAAAGACAGAGAGAAACAUGGCUAUUAACAUUUUGGGUUUGGAUCAUUUUGUCAUAAGCGCCAUUGUCAUUGUUGGCCUGCAAUUGUUGUUCUUUCUCUGCAAUGCUUUGCUGCACAUGGAUAAACUCUCCGACUUUGCCGGUGGUGUCAAUUUCAUUGUGGUGGCGCUAUUGACCUUCUUUCUGGGCCAAGCGGAUCGAGCUUCUAAGGCCUAUGACAGUCGCCAGCUAAUGGUUACAAUCUUCGUUUGCCUUUGGGGCGCCAGACUCUCGAUAUAUCUACUGGUUCGCAUUGUCAAACUGGGUCGCGAUAAACAGUUUGAGGAUAGACGUCGCAAUACAAUACGCUAUGCGGUGUUUUGGACAUUUCAGGCUGCUUGGGUGUAUAUAGUCUCUUUGCCUGUUAUUAUUAUAAACUCGCGUCAUCCGCCACUGCCAACGCUAAAAGGCAUGACGACCUUGGACUCUACGGGCACUGGUAUGUUCAUUGUGGGUUUGCUGGCUGAAACCUACGCUGAUUUGCAAAAGUUUUCAUUCCGUCAGGAUCCCGCCAAUCAAGGCAAAUUUUGUAACGAUGGCUUGUGGAGCAUGUCGCGUCAUCCAAAUUAUUUUGGUGAGGUUAUUAUAUGGUGGGGAAUCUUUGUCAUAUCACUAAAUGUCAUAAGUGGCAUAGAAUGGAUAGCCAUAGCCUCACCUAUAUUUACAACAUUAAUAAUACUCUUUCUAUCGGGCAUACCCAUAAGAGAACGCUAUGCCGAUGAGCAGUACAAAAACCAAGUGGAGUAUCGCAAGUAUAAAGCAACCACGUCACCGCUUAUACCCGUGCCACCCAAUAUUUAUGAGGAAGUGCCUGGUGCAUUGAAAUUUAUACUGUGCUGUGAGUUUCCUAUGUACGAUACGCUGCGGCUGCAUAAGGAUACAAGUCCUUAUUCAUUGUCCAUAGCGCGCUCCCACUCGCACAUAUAGCAGUCAGUGGCCCACUCUAACAGCAAUAACGCUGGAGUGGGUCAGCCACAGCAACAGCAACAACAACAACAAGCACAACAACAGCAGCAGCAGCAUCACCAGAACCAGCAGCAACACCAGUCUCAACCACAAUCGCAGUCAUCACAUAGAGGCCACUGCUAUGGGGCAGAUGGUGGCUUAGCUGAAAGCCAUCACAAUUGUGGCGGCAGCUGUCGCAAUGUACAUAUCAAAUCGAAUCCAUAUCAGUGUGAGGCAGGUUAUGGCAGCUAUGGCAAGAAUGAAGAUACAGUUGAUGGCAUUAUCUAUGCCCACAAAACACAUUACUUUGAAAAGUCUACACCCAAAUGUAGCUACCUUGCUGAAGAGGAGCUUGCCUCAGACUAUGACGAGGAUAUACCGCCCAUAGAUCUCAGCAAAGCCAACAGCCUGGAGAGCUUUACCCAGCGCGCACGCAUAGAAACGCAGCAAGCGCUUAAUGCUCAAGGCAAACCUGUCAUUAUAACCACAAUUUUGUGAUGUCAUAUAGAAGCAAAGGUAUUGCUUGCAAGCUUAGCAGAUUUCUAGUUAAUACAAAUAUAUUGCUCAACAACAAAAGAAAUGUAUAUUUAUCUAAACAUGUGCCUCAACUAGCUGCGUCUUAGAUUGUUGCACCUUUUUUUAAAACAAGCUCGCUGUUGACUAGUCUAAAAUGUUUCAAACUAUUUAUUACCUAAAUCGGAAUUUAAUCAAACAAAAGAUAUAUAUAUAUAUAUAUUUAUGUAUCUGUUAUGAAUGGGAAAAGAAGCAGCAUCUGUAGUACAAGCCCCCACCUGAAUGAGAAAAGACACCACAAAUAUUACAACAAAACAAAAAAGGAACAUAUCCCAAAAGCCAAAAGCCCGUUCAAUAUACAUUUUGAAAAUAAAAUAAACGUUUUGACAAACUGGUUAGCAUAUUGAAACUCAGUCAUUGUUAGUUAUUCUCUGUAGGUAAUUAAAAUAUUAUGUGGUAUAUUAUACUACUAGCUUCUAAGCUUCAAUUUUUCAAAC